This is a messenger RNA of Thermothielavioides terrestris NRRL 8126, 1354 nucleotides long. RefSeq lists its product as uncharacterized. Bases 352 to 1329 code for a protein of 325 amino acids. The transcript is spliced from 2 exons. Gene Ontology annotation, biological process: fungal-type cell wall polysaccharide metabolic process. Gene Ontology annotation, cellular component: fungal-type cell wall. Lineage: Eukaryota; Fungi; Ascomycota; Sordariomycetes; Sordariales; Chaetomiaceae. The record is from RefSeq and is a predicted model, not a curated record.
CAACUUUUCAGCUCAUGGCGACAAGAAAAGUCCAGCCGGUCCCCCAGCUGGACGCCGGUGCCAAAAUGGCCAUGUUUUCUUCGCUGUCUCUUGACUUUUUGCCCUCUUGACGGGGCAGCACCAUUUCUGUUCCCUGCCGGCCGACGAGUCGCUCGUUUAUUUCCCAAGUCGGCGGCAACGCCAAAGACGAGGCGCGCGAACCAACCCGUUCCCCCCGACUGCGCCGGUUCCGUGGCCGACAACCUACCCAACAUCUUGCCCCCGACGCCACUGCAGCAGACCCGUCCCGGGGCGAGCCGACGUGCGACGUGCGACACUCUGGGCCCCGCAGCCUUCGUGCCAGGUUCCAACAUGCUGCUGUGCGCCGCCGCCGCUGCGGCCUGGUUGGCGACGGCGAUCUCGCCCGCGGCUGCCGGCCCGCUCGCCUCCCCGAAGCGCGGCCUGGCCUUCACGCCCAACGCAACUACGCGGGCGGACGACUCCAUCUGGGUCACCCAGCCGUCGGAUCUGACCUGGUACUACAACUACAAGUCGAGCCCGGAAUCGGUCUUCUCGCACCUGCCGCAGUCCCAGUUCGAGUUCGUGCCCAUGCUGUGGGGCGCCCCGUCGAGCCUGGACGACACCACCUUCCUGACGACUGUCAAGGGCCUCAUCCAGGACGGCGGCGUCAACGUCACCCACGUCCUGUCGUUCAACGAGCCCGACGGCUCUUUCGCUGACGGCGGCAGCAACAUCGAACCCGCCGCCGCGGCCCGGGUCUGGGUCAACAACAUCAUCCCGCUGCAGAAGCUCGGCGUGCGCGCGGGGCUGCCAUCGUGCACCGGCGGAACCACGGGCAUCCCGUGGCUGCAGAGCUUCCUGAGCGAGUGCUCCAAGCUCGUGAGCACCGGCGGCAAGACGCAGAACUGCUCCUACGACUUCGUCGCCAUUCACUGGUACGGCAACUUCGAGGGGCUGGCGAGCCACAUGGGCGAGUACUCGGCCGCCUUUCCCAACGCGUCCAUGUGGAUCACCGAGUACAACAUCGACAACCAAGACUUGGCCACAACGCAGGCCUUCUACAACACGUCGGCCGAGUACUUCGACCGCCUGGACUUUGUCGAGCGCUACGCCUACUUCGGCGCCUUCCGCAGCGAUGUGUCCAACGUCGGGCCCAACGGCGCCAUGCUCAGUGCCGGCGGCAACCUGACCGACAUUGGUGCCUGGUAUCUCGGCCGCCCCGCGACCGGCGUGAGCCCCACCGCCGGCUCCCUCGGCUUCCGUGCGGCUGUCCCGCGGGGCGCCAUGGCCGCCGUCGGGGCGGCGCUGGCCGCGGUGCUGCUCCUAUAAAGGCUAAGGUCGCCAGCCUGGAUCU